CCCGUUGUAUUAUGUACACAUGGGGGACAGACUGAGUGAAGAGUGAGAGAGGAGUUAGGCAGGGCUGUAUAUUGUCACCAACCCUUUUUAGCCUGUAUACAGAGGAGGUAGCAGCCAGGAUGAGAAGAAUGAAUGUAGGGGUAAGUGUGGGGGAAUGAUAAAGUAUGUGUACUCCUUUAUGCAGAUGACGUAGUUGUUAUGAGUGAAUGGCAGAUGAGCUUCAAAGUUUGUUGGAUGUAGUGGAUGGCUAUGGUAAAGACUUUGGAGUAAGGUUUAGCAGUGAGAAAAGCAAAGUAAUGAUUGUGAAUGGGUCAGAGGAUGAAAGUAAUGUGGUAUGGAGACUUGGAGAGAAUGAGUUGAGACAGGUGCAAGAAUACAAGUACUCAGGGAUGUGGAUGAAUCCUAGUGGGUGUGCAAAGGCAAAGAAUGAAAAGAUAAAUAUGCUAAACCAGUGGGUAGGUCGACUGGGAAGCGCGGCAAGGAUGAGAGCAAGUAAGUAUGAUGUGUUGAGAGAAGUGUGGAAGAGUGUGGCUGUCCCAUGUAUAAUGUAUGGUAUGGAUGUGAUUGCAUGGAAGGAAAAUGAAAUUGAAAAGUUAGAAGUGGGCCAGAAUAGAGUAGCAAAGAUUGGCACUGAGUCCACCGAGGGGCACAGCAGUUGAAGCCUUGAGAGGUGACAUCGGAUGGCGCACCUUUAGGGAAAGACUCACAAAAGCCACACAAGAUUAGGCUUGAGAGAAUGGAUGAUGCAAGAAUAGCAAGGAAGGUGUACCUGUGGAAUGAAAGUGGAAGCAAAUGGAGGAAGAGAUGCAUGAGAAUGACAGACAGGAGUGGAUUGCAAGUUGUGUGGGCGAUAAGAAUGGCUGGUAGGAAUGAAAAUGAGCGUGAAUGGGUGGUAACAAGAGGAGGCAGAGUGGGAGCCGAAUGGGAUGUGAGAAAAUGGAAGAAUGAGAUAGACAAUGAAGUGGAAUGUGUGGGACUGAAUGAAUGGAAGAAUGAGAUGGAAAGAAAGAAGACCCUGGAAUGGUACAAGGAGAAAGAGGCCCCGAGGUAUGAAAGGUGGUAUGAUGGAAGCCUGGGCGGUGAUCUUCUCUUCCUAGCGAGGGCACAGUGUAUGGAUGUGAAUGCAAGGAGUUACAGGUGGUCUGAGUCCCUGUGCCAGAUGUGUGACAUGGGAGAGGAUGAGACGGUGGAACAUGUGGUGCUGGAGUGUGUGCAGUAUGCCAGAGACAGGAAUGAGAUGAUGCAAGUGAUACUGACUGAGUUAGGGCAUCAUAGGAAUGAAAGAGUGGAGAACACAGGAAAGGAGUGGAUGGUGUUGUUACUGGGACUGUGUAGAGAGGCCAAUGAAAGGAGUUGUCGAUCCAAAGGCCUGACUAAGGAGUGAUCCUGUGCCACCUGUACCAUCAAGAUCAAGAUCAAGACAACAGUUCCCACGUGUUUACUUCUACCAUUGCCUAGAAGUCUUGUUCUUUUCGCAAAUUUCCUAAGUAAUUCCCCACCCCGGAGGCCGCCCCCAGUACCCCAGUUCCCUGCAUCCAUGGUUGACCCGUGUGGCUCCUCUCUGGUGGUGAAAGCCAGUGACGGCAAGAUGGUGAUGGUGACCCUGCCCAACCCCCUCCAGGAAAACUUGGAGGGGGUGACUGAGGGAGGGGCGGGGUGUGGGUCAGGGGCAGAAGGUGACGUGCCAGAGUGACGUCACGUUCCCCCAAAUGCAGGCCGGCAAGUUUGCUGACGUCACCAGUCGUCAGUGCACGGCGGGUGCUGCAAGGGGAACUGCAGGAGGUGGACCUGUUCAGCACCUCAUCCCUCCCUGCCCUCUCCCCUGACAGGAGCAUGCCAGACCCAGGGGUGCCCAAGGAAACGACAAGGGUUACUACCUCUAUGCAGACAAAACCUAACCAACCAGCUUAACCUGAGUCGCCCCUGGAACCGCCCCACCACAGAGGAGGAGGAGGAGGAGGAGGAGGAGGAGGAGGAGGAGACAGUCAUGGAUGAAGGGACGUCACAGAUCAUGCACAUUUGCUUCCAUAUUGGGGACUUCCACGUGGAUAGAGGAUCAACCUGCCAACCAAGUUGCGGUGGAAACUGGCGUACAGCUGUGCCUGAGCCUGCCGUGGACGCAUUCCCAGCCGACUUCUACCAGAACAGCUCGGACACGGCUGGCCAGGACAACCACCGCAACACAGACAUGCACGCACCUGAUAUGGACAUGAAAAUGGAGGGACAGGAGUCCCACAUGAUGGUGUCCGACAGUGAUGCCUCAGUGCAGGAGGGGGAACGGCAGGCAGAGACCCGCAAGUGCCCCUGGGAGAAGCCUGGAGAGUGGCCUGAGGCAGUGAGUGCUUGAGUGGAGCCUUCACACCACACCAGGUUGUGAUGGUGGCGGCAUCUGGGGCAGCAAGAAAGUGGCAGCCAUUUCAUUGUGUUUUUAUAAUCAGUAAAGAAUUGAGAGUAUAGAUAGUGAGAUUAGAAGGAGAAACACAGUGAGAUUAGAAGGAGAAACACUCGUGAAUUUGUCAGAAUAUGACCAUGAACAUAGUGAAGUAUAGCUGAUGAUAAUAUACACAUGAACUGUCCUUGCCUUGCCAUAUCAAGCUUCUUUUGUAUUUUAUUUCUUUCAGUUAACCGAGCCAAUGAAAGCAGAAUCAAACUUUCCAUUCCAGUCAACUGAACCUGUGAAAGUUCCCAAUCCGGCCAAGCAGGUCCCAGAAGGUGCGGCGUCCAUGCACCCCGUGAUGGUGCUGCACCAGAUGAAGCCUGGCCUGCUGUACAACACUAACCAGACCACCAGGGAUAACAAGUCUUUCUUCACCGUCACCGCCGACAUCGAUGGCAAGGAGUUCUCAGGCAAGGGGACAAAUGUGAAGAAAGCCAAGUUCUUCCUGGCCAACACAGCAAUACUGGGACUGUACGGGGUAGAAUCCACCUUUGAGAUCUCCGCUUAAUGGAAGUACUAGCUGCCUGGGUACUGGCGGCGGUGUGCGGGGCAGGCGGUCCCUCGCACACGUGGCUGUAGAGUCUGCUACGUGAUAAUGACAAAGUAGAUAGGUAGCUACAUAGUAUUUUAACCUGAAGUCCUGUCUGUGAGUGUUGUCUUGUAUGUUGCUGCUUGCUGAAGGCAGGGAAUGUAGUGAACUGGAGGGGCAGGGCCUGAGUGGCUUACAAAACUCCUGUGGAAGGGAAGUGAUGGUCUGUGCUAAAUGUUGCAGUCUGACGAGUGACGUGGAAUUCAAUUUUUCCACGUGUAAAUUCUUCCAGUCCAGUGUUUACCUUUAUUUUGUUCCAGCUCUGUUACUUAGUGCCAGAGUUAGAAGACUGACAUUUAACGGAAUUCUUAUUUAUGAUUUUGACGUACUUUCUUUUCCUAUUUAUUUACUUAGCCCGUGAAGUGUGGGUGCUCCUUGUAAAUGGUCGGUGCUGAGCCUGCCAUGAAUGCAAAUGAAAUGCAGCUGAUUGUGAAAGACAGGCACAGGAGAAGGGGUCAGUCACUCAUUCCUGCUUGUGUCAGAUCACUCAUCUAGUGUUCUGCUGUGGAGUGGAGUGGGUGAUGAGAGGGCUGUGGUGAUGGGACAGUGACAGACAAGCCCUACUUACUGAAAACAAAAGUGUGCGAACUCAUCACAUCAACACUUAUUUAGCUUCCUGACAAAAAUGGCAUCCAGUUUCAGAUGUUUAAGGUAUUUAACUCAUCUAUUUAUUUAAAGGUACCCACUCUUUAUGGGUUAAAUGAAAGCUGUACUCUAGUUUAGCAGUCAGUCUCACCACUUGGUUUAAUGUGAGCAGGUAAGGAAGCCCUAGAACCUGGCCGUUGGUUAGGUUCUGGUGACUUCUGGCUGGAAUCUCAGUACCUUAAUUUCUCUUCUGGUUGAAACUUUCUCCUCAAACACAACUGGCUGGAGCUGAGUCCUGGGAUGGUCAGCUGUUUAAAUAUUACUACACAAAAUGUUAUGAGUUUGAAUACAUAAUGAAAAUUUCUUUAAUGUGUAUGUAUGUAAAGGUUAUAAAAGCAAGUAUUUUUUUCUUUUUCAAUUUUUGUAUAUAAUUGAGGUUAAGAUGAAUUUGAAACAUUGAUUGCAAUUUAUCAAGCUGGUGUUGGUUUUGGUUUUGAAGGAAGUGUAAGUGCAAGAGGUAUGAAUUUGAAACAUUGAUUGCAAUUUAUCAAGCUGGUGUUGGUUUUGGUUUUGAAGGAACUGUAAUUGUGCAAGAGGUAAUCAUUUGAUGAGAGUGGAAUUAAUGAAGCAGUUUACCACACCAGUAUUGUCAUUCCUGCUCCCUGUGUGUCCACCUUACCUCUCACACCCUGACGUUUGCCUCAACGCCUUCAUUUAUCACCAAUGCAGUUAGGUAAAUUAUCACUUAUUACUAUUUUCUCAUAUGAAUUCAGAAACACUGUCAGCUUAUCAAAUAGUGUAUCUGUUAAUAUAACCUUUUGUAGGCAACUUGUCCUGUAACCACCUAUGACAUUUUAGGCUCUCAUUUUUGUACCAGCCUCUUCAACAGUUCUAUAGCUUAUGGAAAACUAAAUUAACUUCCUAUUCUCUCAUUUCCUCUGUCCAUACCAGCAGUUCUCAUAGUACUCUCAAUGUUGAAGGAUGAUAGCAGUCCAAGGGCAGAGCUAGUGAGUUCCAGACCCAGCAGAACAUGACUGGUUCCAGAGCAUUCCUAAAAAAAAAGAAAAAAAAAAAAACUAAGCUAUGGGUGUACACACAUACCCAGGGGCCCUGAGAAUACUCUAGAGAGUGUACUUAAGUGUAUAUGGGUGUACACACAUACCCAGGGGCCCUGAGAAUACUAUAGUGUACGUAAGUGUAUGUCAUGUUUUAAAAAAUUUGUCACCUGUUUUGUAAGGACAGCAUAAGUGAAGUAUUGUUUGCAUGUACAUCUUGUUUAUCUAGAGCAGAAGGAUUAAAGUUGAGUGCAGUAUUUCAAUGGGCACAGUUGUGAUGCAUUGUGCCAAGGGUGGUGUACUAGCUAGGAUGCACAGGAGGGCGGUGAGAAGAUGCCUGAUGCUGCAAGUGUUGGGAGGACCUGAUGGAAUGGAUAGCUUGGCUCUUAGUGAUGUACCUUCAUUAUGUUGUGCUGUUGAGGUCAGAAGUCACGUCACGAGCUGCAUUUUCCUCUACCCAGCUGUGCGUUUCAAGUCCCAAGAACCUGCUGAGAAUCUGACAAAACCCGAGUGAUUUUCAGCAGAUCAGGGGAAGGAAGAACCGAAUACAGAGAGUAAAUGAAGAGCACUGACUCGAUUUCUGACCAUGACUGUAUGUACUCUCCCAUAGCAUUACAUUGUAUACUGAAAUGGGUUUGCCUGGUUGAACAUGUAGCACCGUACCACAACCAUUACACUCUGCCAUGACUGAGUCUGUCCAUGCUAGUCCUCAAAGUAUUGUGUUUUUAAGCUAAUUUGCACUAUUGUUAUGGAAAGUCCUAACCUCUCAGGCAUAGUGUGUAGUUUGGGGACACUUGGUUCAUUCUACAUGGCAUGCUACUGAAAAACUGAAGUAAACAUGGAAAUUUUAAA
This is a messenger RNA of Scylla paramamosain (green mud crab), 5518 nucleotides long. RefSeq lists its product as uncharacterized. Bases 1988 to 2347 code for a protein of 119 amino acids. Lineage: Eukaryota; Metazoa; Arthropoda; Malacostraca; Decapoda; Portunidae. The record is from RefSeq and is a predicted model, not a curated record. The transcript is spliced from 10 exons.